This is a messenger RNA of Protopolystoma xenopodis, 294 nucleotides long. The record is from the annotation of a GenBank genome assembly. Lineage: Eukaryota; Metazoa; Platyhelminthes; Monogenea; Polystomatidea; Polystomatidae.
AUGUCGGUUGAUCUCUCUUGCCGCAAUGCCACCGUCGCCUUGGACACAAGUGCGUAUAGGCUGAAGACAAUAUCAGGGUCUGGCAGGACUGUUCGGGUGGACGGGCCGGGCUUCCGGGUUGGUGACGGGGUUGGUGAUUGCGUAGGUUUGGGACGCCGAUUGCAAAGGCAAAACAGGGGCCAGGUGAUGAAGGGACUUCACGUGGAAGACGACAUCCUUCUGCCCGUUGCUUGUCGUCUUACUAACUCACUGUUGCCAGUCUUCAAUUGUAUCAAAGCCGGCUUGCCAUAUUGA